Messenger RNA from Capra hircus (goat), 7783 nucleotides. RefSeq names its product sorting nexin 29 (gene SNX29). The record is from RefSeq and is a predicted model, not a curated record. The coding region runs from base 89 to 2542 and encodes 817 amino acids. The transcript has 21 exons. NCBI's taxonomy places the organism in Eukaryota, Metazoa, Chordata, Mammalia, Artiodactyla, Bovidae. Gene Ontology annotation, molecular function: phosphatidylinositol binding.
CGCCGUCUCCCGGCCUGUCUGGAGCGCGGCAGCGGCAGUGGCGGCAGUGGUGGCGGCGCGGUAGGCACCGGCCGGGGGGAGCAGCACCAUGAGCGGAACACAGAACAAUGACAUGAAAAGACAGUUUCUGCUGGAGCGACUGCUGGAUGCAGUGAAACAGUGCCAGAUCCGCUUCGGAGGGAGAAAGGAGAUCGCCUCAGAUUCCGACAGCAGGGUAACCUGUCUGUGUGCCCAGUUUGAAGCCGUCCUGCAGCACGGCUUGAAGAGGAGUCGAGGGUUAGCACUCACGGCGGCCGCGAUCAAACAGGCAGCAGGCUUUGCCAGCAAAACCGAAACAGAGCCCGUGUUCUGGUUCUACGUGAAGGAGGUACUCAGCAAGCACGAGCUACAGCGCUUCUACGCCCUGCGCCACAUCGCCUCGGAUGUGGGCCGCGGCCGCGCCUGGCUGCGCUGUGCCCUCAACGAGAACUCCCUGGAGCGCUACCUGCACAUGCUCCUGGCUGACCGCGGCCGGCUCAGCACGUUUUAUGAAGACUGGGCUUUUGUCAUGGAUGAAGAAAGGUCUAGCAUGCUUCCCACCAUGGCGGCUGGUCUGAACUCCAUACUCUUCGCAAUUAACAUCGACAACAAGGACUUAAACGGGCAGAGUAAGUUUGCUCCCACCGUCUCGGACCUCUUGAAGGAAUCCACGCAGAAUGUGACCUCCUUGCUGAAGGAAUCCACGCAAGGAGUGAGCAGCCUAUUCAGGGAGAUCACAGCGUCCUCGGCUGUCUCCAUCCUCAGCAGAGCUGAGCAGGAGACCGACCCCCUGCCCGUGGUGUCCAAGCACGUCGGUGCUGAUGCCAAAUGUAAAAGGGAGCGGAAGAAGAAAAAGAAGGUGACCAACAUCAUCUCAUUUGAUGACGAGGAAGAUGAGCAGAGCUCUGGGGAUGUUUUUAAGAAGAUCCCCGGGGCAGGGGAGAGCUCAGAGGAGAACUCCGACCGGUCCUCGAUCAAUAUCCUGUCGGCCUUCGAAAGCCCCUUUGGGCCAAACUCUAACGGAAGUCAGGGCAGCAACUCUUGGAAAAUUGAUUCUCUGUCUCUGAACGGGGAGUUUGGGUACCAGAAGCUGGAUGUGAAAAGUAUUGAUGAUGAAGACGCAGACGAGAACGAGGAAGACAUGUACGGGAGCACGCCGGGAAGGAAGCGUCCGGGCCACUUGGAGUCGCCAGAGAAGCCGCGGGAUGGGGGCGCCUGCCUCUCCCAGAUGCACAGCUGGGCCCCGCUGCAGGUGCUGCACGGCCACGCCGAGGUGCUCUUCCCGGUCAGCGGUGUGGGCUCCUACGGGCCUGCAGAUGCCCCCCUCGGGAGCCUGGAGAACGGGAUGGGACCAGAGGACCACAUCCUCCCGGAGCCGGGACCCCGAUACAGUGUGGAAGCGAGUCCUCCAGGCCAGGAGAGUCCUCUGAGCAGCCUGUUACCUUCUGCCUCGGUGCCGGAGUCCAUGACAGUUAGUGACCUGCGACAAGCCAUCGUGGCCAUGAUGAACAGGAAAGACGAGCUGGAGGAAGAGAACAGGUCGCUGCGGAACCUGCUUGACGGCGAGAUGGAGCACUCGGCCGCGCUCCGCCAGGAGGUCGACACCUUGAAGCGGAAGGUGGCUGAACAGGAGGAGCGGCACGUCACGAAGGUCCAGGCGCUGGCGAGAGAAAAUGAAGUACUCAAAGUGCAACUGAAGAAAUACGUAGGCGCUGUCCAGAUGCUGAAAAGAGAAGGUCAAACAGCCGAAGUUGUCCCAAAUCUUUGGAAUGUUGAUGGAGAAGUUACAGUCCCUGAGCAGAAACCUGGAGAAGUCGCCGAGGAACUCGCAAGCUCCUAUGAAAGAAAGCUCAUCGAGGUGGCGGAGAUGCACGGGGAGCUGAUCGAGUUCAAUGAGCGCCUGCACCGGGCCCUGGUGGCCAAGGAAGCCCUCGUCUCCCAGAUGCGGCAGGAGCUCAUCGACCUGCGGGGGCCGGUGCCCGGAGAUUUGAGUCAAACAUCCGAAGACCAGAGUUUGUCGGAUUUUGAAAUAUCAAACCGAGCUCUGAUCAACGUCUGGAUCCCAUCAGUGUUUCUCCGGGGCAAAGCUGCCAACGCCUUCCAUGUGUAUCAGGUCUACAUCCGGAUAAAAGACGACGAGUGGAACGUCUACCGGCGGUACGCGGAGUUCAGGACUUUGCACCACAAGUUACAGAACAAAUACCCUCAAGUGAGGGCCUUCAACUUCCCGCCCAAGAAGGCCAUCGGAAACAAGGACGCCAAGUUUGUGGAGGAACGCAGGAAGCAGCUGCAGACCUACCUGCGCAACGUCAUGAACAAAGUCAUCCAGGCAGUCCCUGAGUUCACCGCCAGCCCCCAGAAAGAGACCCUGACCCAGCUGAUGCCCUUCUUCGUCGACAUCACCCCUCCCGGAGACGCGCUAACCAAGAACAGCCGGCCCAAAGCGGCUUCCCGCUUCCCCAAGCUGGCCCGAGGUCACCCCAGGGAGACGCGCAAUGUGGAGCCCCAGAGCGGUGACCUCUGACCUCGACGGUACCCCGGACUUGGGCCCUACGUGCUGCGCCAGCUGUCUCCACCCCGGCCAUGGCAGCUGGCCCCUGCCACCUCGGAGGGACCACCCUACCCCCACCGAUGAACCCCAGAGAGCACACCUGCCCUGCCGGGCAUGUGACACCCCGAUUAAACUGGGCUGUGAGAGCAGGGCGGCUCCUUCCUGGACAGAUGCGGGCACGUGGGCUCUGCUCUCCCCGCGCCCCGCCUUGGGCCUCAGGGGCCAGGUGUUCCCCUCCCUCCAGCCCAGAGGCCAGCCAGAGGGCGGGCACCGGGUCAGGCUCAGAGCCCCCUGGUCGCGAUGCACAAGGCUGUCUCAUUUGGUCGGAAGGUUCACUCACCGCUUGACUCUUUCCCACGUGGGAAUUCGAAUGACUGUUACUUUUUUCCCCCGUUUAAUGUAACUGCCUGCGACAACCUAUGAACCUGGAGGGGGAGCUAGUUCCUUUCCACGCACGCCCCGCCAGUGGUCAGCAGACACCCUAGUUCUUGCCACCAGGUUCCAGGGAGACAGUCCUGUGGCCUUCGUGCAGCGGAGCCAUUAGGGAUGAGGAACUGUGGCUCGUGGAGAACUUCCUACCUCCUCUCUGGUUGGUUCUGGAAGGACUGGCCCCUGUAGGACGCCCACGUGCACCUGGUCAGGCCAGCCGUCAGCAGCAACCUAGUGACCUCUACCAGAAAGCCCUGAGCUGUCUAGAGGCCGCGAAAGCCAAGAGGAGAGUCCUCAAGGCUUUGAGAGACUCGGUUCUGGGAAGCACUUCAGAAGCUUCUGUGGGCCUCCGGGGGUUCCAUAGAGCUUAGCGUGACUCUCUGUGAACUUAGGUGAACGUGACUCACUCUGAACAAAUCAUGAUUGUCCCCUAAAGACGGCACAUGUGGUGUCGGCCAGUAUGCUCUUGGUGGGAGCAGGGCCCUGGGUGCACCCCAAGAUUGACCCCUCUGCUCCCCCCAUUCAGAGAGCACCCCAGCACCACCAGCAGCAGGUGGGAGCAGGAGGAGGAGCAGCAUCAGAUCGCCCCCAUGGGACCAGAGCUGUUUGGCCAGUUUUAACAUCCAGAAGCAUGGAACUCUCCCCCACCCUGGGUAGGAGUCACCCUCAGCUGCUGAUACAAAAGAGGACCAAAAAGCGGCAUAAAUGAGUGAAGAGCAGAGGGCCGAGCACACCUCAGCUCACACCUGGGUGAGCAGUGUGGGUCAUAGUGGAAACCCUGGAAGGGCCAUGCGCGCACCCCCUGCUCACCAGAGGGAGGCUUGUCAAAGGCUCGUGACGUUCGCACACGGCCCUCCAGGGACUCAAGGAGGCUGCAGCGACUUUGGAGGGGACAUUCUACCUGGUGAGCCAGGCCCAGGGGAGCGACGUGAGCCGGCUGUCCUGCGUGGAUGGAGGUGGCAGUGUUUGUACAUGGGGGCCCUGCUGUCAGCCUGUGGGGGUCAGAGGACCCGAGGGACGGUGUGUCCCAGAAAGGCAGCGUGGUUGGUUUCCCCUCAUGUGCCCAGGGAUCCACUGCGCAUGCACCGUGCUGAAAUUCCCACACCCCAGAGCACUGCCUUGAACGCAGAGCCCUCCUCCACCCAGGCUUCUGGGACCAUCUGGAAGUUCCAGCUGCCCCAGAGCUCCGCCCCGCACGCGGUCUCUCCACAGGGGUCACUUUGAGGCCAGUGACAGCUGCACAGCCAGAUCCGAACCCAGGGUGUCUCCUCUCUGUUCACGAGACCCCGAAUAGAUCCAGCGCCCUGACAUUCUCCAGGGCCAAGGGCUCUGAUCAGCCAGGCUGUGUUGGCACCUGACCCCAAACACAUCUGAGUACAAUUUCUAGCCUCACCUUCUCCAGCUACCCCACCAGGAAGCAGCUUUGACGUUCUGUGCAUGGAGUGAAAAAACAGCAAAAAAAAAAAAAAAGGGGGGGGGUGGUGGCACUCAGAGCUACAGCAGACAGAUGCUGAGCAGGAGAGACAAGAGCAGUCUCGGCCUGUAUUUGGAAAGGAGCAGCUCUGCCUUCCUGUUUUUAAAGCUUAAUGAUUCAUGGGAAGCUUGCCCUGCCCUCCCAAAUGCAGGUUGUAGAGAGAAUGUUCCUGGGGCCCUGCGGGGGCCCCUCUGGGCUGCUUGCCCUCUGUGCCCCCGUUUCUGUGACCCUGCAGAGACCCCGAUCUUCAGUCCGUCUGGUUUCAGCUCAGAUACGUGUGUGACGUGCACAUCACGUCUCCUCCUCAAAGCCUUAGCUCUGGAGUCACACGGAAUGUUCUGCUAUGAUAGAGCCCUGCUCGCCAGGGCGGUGGGAUGGACUUAGAAGGGGCAGACCCCCAGCUCCUGGAGAAAGAGAACGGAACCCCGAGGUCCAGGCCGAGACCUGGGGUAACAAUGCCACCCCCGAGGCCGUGUCCCUGUCUGUGCACCCACCCCGAUCUAAGUCAGAAGGCAGGAUGUCCCCCCCGCCCCCGAGACCCAUCAGGUGAAAGAUGGCCCCCCAUAAAAGACCAGCUGACAUUGGCUGCUGUCUCCUUGAUCAAAGAUUCUUUAGCACCUAAGAAAGUGCUCCCCAUUCUUCAGAAAGGAAAGGAAGGGCCCCUCUGUCUCCAGAAGGCCUUGACCCUAUGGCGCCCCACCUGCCCUGGGAGCAGGAAAUGCUCCCUCCAAGUCCCCAGAGCACAGCCCAGCGGGCUCUUCAGGGGCGGCUUCAGCCCGGUCGGGAAGGAAGCCCAGCCAGGUCCAGUUCCACUUGCAUCUCACAGAAAAAGCAGAGACAUCUCUCCUUAAGAGAAAACCAGAGCUCCCAGGGAGUGAGGGCUGAGGCUGGUGUACACCUCGCCCUGAAGCGAGCUUUCUCAGCUGCUGCUCCCGCAGCCCCUGUGAAAACCACACAGAUCUCUCUCCAGUCAGGCCCCAGGGGAGGAGGCGGGGCUGUUGCCCUGCACAGAGGUCGGAGGUCGCUGUGAACACCAUAGCCUGGCCCAUCUAAGGGCUUCCUGGCCAUAGAAGGAUCACCAAUGGAGCUGCAGAGACAGGGUACCACCCUGUGAGUCCUGGCAAGAGGCACAAACAGUGAGGGAGAGGCCGGUGAGCCAGGGUGUGUGGACCAGGUGUGGUCACCCAGGGCAGGCCCCGCGGCCCUGCUCGGGGCCUAUUAGGAUGCCUUCUUUGAUAACCGUUGGAUUCGACAGCACUGCCAGGCUGUGUUGUACCUUUCAGAACACAGAGGCAAUCAAAGUUGUUUACACCCCGGGACUGGUAACACAGCUGCAGCCAGUUCCGAGAGGCAGCGGGCACUGGAGGCCCGAGAAUUCAUCCCCAGGUUUUGGGCCCGGAAGCAGGAAAGAAGACCCUCUGGGCAGCCCCGGGGAUCCAAAGCUGUGCUGCUUUUGUCUCCUGACACCUAGCACCCCAGGAUCUGUGGCCCGGGGUGGCCUCUCUGCUCAUGAGACAGUGUGCCCACCAGAGGGCCUGGUCACAGGGUCCCAGGCCUCAGCCCCACCACCUCACCUGCUCAUCUUCACGGGUGCAGCCUGGAGCCGCCAGCUGGCCCCACACCAGAAGCCAGAGCCCGUUCUCAGGUCCCAGCAGACCUCUCCUAACCAGUCACCUUCAACAUCCUUCACCCCUCAGCCCGGCAGCUUGGUGCCAGCGCCCAUGCAUGGGAGGCGCCUUCCUCUACAAGGAGGAUCUCGCCUGGGCGAGUCACUGACUAGAUCCUCAGCCUGGAGCUGGGAUGGGCAGCCUCCGAGACCUAUCAGAAAAAGACCCUGCCCAGGAGCAUCAGAUGAGCUAAGCGCUUUCUCGAAGGAGCAUGCCACGCUCAAGCUGCUACCCCAAAGGCAAUAACUGUCUCAACUCUGCCUCAGUGUUCCCCUUCCAGACAGUGCCACCCAUGCUGGACCUCACCCCCGCACUGGAUGCCCCUGGCAGGCAGGCAUCUGCUCACGAGCAAGGCCUUUUGCAACGAUCAUUUUUCAGAAUAUUGCACGUUGCUUCUUUAAGUGUCUGCUGUUCAGAUUGGCUUUCUGUGCUAAGUGCACAGUUGUAGCACUAUAUAUUUUAUCUAAUGUUACCUUGCCAAAAAUUUCAUUUUUCCUGUUUCCCUAACACGUGUCUAAAAGAAAACAGCUCCCGGAUUGAUAGGAGCGAACAGGGAGCACUGCCCACCUCCAUGCUCCGAGCAGAGCAGCUGUCCGCCCAGCCCGCGGUGGAAACGUCCCUGCUCAGUUUGUCUCAGCAUUUUGGACCAUCCCGUUUGCCACCCUUGCCUGUUGCCAGGAAUGGGCCUGAUUUUGGUAGUUCUCAGUCCUAACAACCACAUUGAAUAGGUUUCCUUACUUACUCAAUCGAUUUCUGAAGAGAAGCAAAAAAAAAAAAAAAAAAAAAAAAAAAAAUCUGGUUUUUCUAAAAGAUGGGUGAGCUUAUAGCAAGGUUGAGCAGCCCCACUAGAAGAACAGAACAGCCAGAUCCAGAGGGUUCCAAGGUCCAGGGGUUCAGUUGUUUCUGGCACAGGGAUGAUUUGCCAUCCUCACCGAAGACCACUGGCUGACCUGCCAAGAUGCCCCCCUUGCCCUCAGACCCCAUCCCUGCCUUCACGAACUGCAAGGGGAGAAGCCAUGCCCCUCUGGCAGUUCUCUCUGCCAUCGCUUGAGGCCAUACAAGGGGACCUUUGCAACAGCUGGGACGGAAGACAGAAACAGGAUCGCACAUUUGCAACCAGCGUUGAGAUGAGCUGGAGAAUGGGCAUUGCCAGGAGUGAGGGGGUGGUGGAGCUAAUUGGGGCUUCUUAUCACCUGGGAUGCAUCCUAGAAAGAAUGUCUUGACCUCUGUAACCUUAGCAGCACCAUCUCUGGCAUCCCCAUUUGGUAAAACACUGCUUAACUCACCAGAUGCUGACUUGGUGGUGGAAGAAUCCUUUUGACUGCAGGCUCCAUGGUGACCCAUGAGUGGGUCCCCGCGAGCCGUCUGUUUGAGAGGGAACAGGCGACAGAUCUGGAGUCUCUGGUCUGGACGUAAGCGAGGCUGAGAAGUCCACAGAUGGGCUGUGAAACGCGUAGUAUUAUCUUAACUACCCUCUUCUGUUACAGUUUACACAAUAGAAUUUUUAAACAAAUGUGUUUAAUUUUCUAAAAUCUCUUGUAUUAAAAUUUUCUUUUGGAAUAAGCUGUGGUAAUUUUGUUACAAUCUAGUUGAGACACACCUCUUUACAAUGACAAAAUUAAAGCUGUUACAUUUUCUAAAUUA